Molecule: messenger RNA, 2470 nt
Organism: Telopea speciosissima
Lineage: Eukaryota; Viridiplantae; Streptophyta; Magnoliopsida; Proteales; Proteaceae
Exons: 3
Coding region: 1-2433 (810 amino acids)
Biological process (GO): transmembrane transport
Cellular component (GO): plasma membrane
Molecular function (GO): transmembrane transporter activity
Source: RefSeq, a predicted model, not a curated record
AUGACAAGUGAUGAAACGCGAGCACAGUACUGGCGGUCUCGCCUUGCCAUGGCACUGCCAACGGUGCUGGCUUGCACAAUAGUAGGAAGCAUCACCUUGUAUGGGCCGACCAGAAUACGGCAGCAGCUAUCAUUUUCAUCUUUCUCCUACGCGAUGGCUAUCCUCAUCGUGACGGAUGCCACGUUGGGGGAUGCCAUGCGUGGGUGCUGGUAUGCCAUCUGCGCGACUGUUCAGGGAGCCCUACUGGCACUACUCGGUUUGUGGGUCAUUGGACCGGCCCGUCUCACUGCCAGCACCACCGCUGUUGCGGUGGGGGUCAGUGCAUUCGUGGUAGCAUUGCCGAAGUCGACACACUUGGUGUGCAAGCGGAUAGCGCUGUGUCAGAUUGUGAUCGUGUACGUCGCGGCGUUCAAUGAGGGCGCGGACACCGAUAUUGUCAUGCAACCCCUCCAUGUCGCAGCGAGCACGGCUGUUGGGGCCAUGGCAUCGGUCCUGGCCUUGUUGUUCCCAUAUCCUCGGCUAGCAUGUUACAAGGUAAAGAAGAAGUGUUCUCUGUUUGCUGAGAAUGCCUCAAAGAGGCUAAGCCUUCUUGUGCUUGCUCUAUGCUCCCAAGACGAGACUUCUGCACUUGCAUCUCUCUCCCAAGCCCAAUCAUUGUCUAAGACAGGAGCUAAACUCCUCCAGAGCAUCAAACUCAACCAAAAAAGCGUGCAGUGGGAGGCAUCCCGAAACAGAUUCUUACAACAUCAUAAUCACAACUCUGGAGAAAGACUACAAUCCUUAGAGAUACCAUUGAGAGGAAUGGAAAUUGCAAUAACUUCUUGCGGUUCAUUCCCUGUUAGCCUAGUUGAUUCAGAGCUCAAAAGCCUCCUCCAGGGACUAGAAGAGCACACAAACAUGGCACUAAGGCAUGCUAAGUGCUCUCUGCCUAGUGAAGAUUCAUCAACCGUGCCUGAGACAAACAGAGAAGAAGUUGGUAAGUCCCUUCAUACCCUUAAAACAUUCUUCCCAACCUAUGAGGACCUACCAUCUUUCUUCUUCCUCUUUUGCAUGAGAGUCCUUUACGAUGAAUCAGUAACAACCCAAUUCAAAAAUCCAGUGACCAACACCAAAGAACAGGCUAACUCACAUAAACAAGAUUGUUUCUCCAGAUUAUUAAGGUUAUUGAGAGGCUUGCCUGUGAAAAUAAGUAGCGAAAGACUCAUGUUUGCACUCAAGUGUUCACUUUCUCUGGGCCUGGCGGUGCUCUUCGGGUUGACCUUUAAUAAGGAGAACAGUUCUUGGUCAGGGCUCACAGUUGGACUUGGAAUUGCAUCAGCAGGAGAGGCAACCUUCAAGGUUGCAAACCUUAGGGUUCAAGGGACAGUUUUAGGGUCCAUCUAUGGAGUCUUGGGUUGCUUUCUCUUACAAAGGUUCAUGGCUAUCAGAUUUUUAUCUCUUCUUCCCUGGAUCAUUUUCACCAGCUUUCUAAUGCACAGCCAGAUGUAUGGCCAGGUUGGUGGUUUAUCAGCUGUCAUUGCCGCAUUACUAAUCCUGGGUCGGAAGAAUUAUGGUACCCCUAGUGAAUUUGCCUUUGCAAGGAUCAUGGAGACCUUCAUUGGGUUAUUUUGUUAUGUCCUGGUAGAAGUACUCUUGCAACCCACAAGAGCAGCAACCUUGGCUAAAUUUCAACUCUCCCAGAGUAUAGGAACCCUAUACGAGUGCAUUGAAUCAAUAAGCUUCCCUGCCAGCCAUGAAAGCAACUCAAUCUUUGAAUUGAAAGAGAAGCAAGAAAAGCUAAGGAUUCAAUUCAGUGAACUUGAAAAGUUUAUUGCAGAAGCUGAAGCAGAGCCCAACUUCUGGUUCUUGCCAUUCCAUGGUACUUGUUAUAGUAAGUUGUUGGGGUCCUUGUCAAAGAUGAUGGAGUUGUUGAUUUUGGGGGCUCGUGCAAUUGACCUCCUUCUAAGUGAAUCCAAUAGAUUUGAGGUUUCAUGGAACGGUCUCUUAGAACAAUUGGAUGGAGACAGAGAACUUUUCAAGAAAAUGGUUUGCUCUUCAAUUGACUGUUGCAAAGAGAUAAUAUCAAUGAAGUCCUUGGCAACACUAGAGAAAGAGCUAAGAACGAAAAACAUCUCGUGCGACAUUGAGUUGGGAAAAUCACCAGACGUGCUAUUGAGCACAAAUGAUGAUGCAAUGGAGAUCCUCAGGUCUUUCCUUCAAAAUUCUAAAGACGUCACGGAUAAAAUCCAUGCUGUAAAAGGUGAUCAGAAGGAGCUUAAGGCCCUAGUGGUACUUUGUUUGAGUGCUCUAGGCUUCUGCAUGGGAGGGUUGAUGAAAGAGACAAGGGAGAUUGUUAUGGGGGUCAAAGAACUUGUUCAAUGGGAGAAUCCAUCAAGCCAUAUAAAUUUGUAUGAAAUUUACUGUAAGAUACAGAGUACACGUAAAGUCUUGUAAAACAGCAAUUAGGUGAUGAUAGAAAGCUUUUAGUGAA